UACCAAUUGUUCACACUGCAUAUUAUUGUAAACUUCAGAUUCUAAUAACAUAGUUAUGUGACUUUUUCAGGUUUUGGAAGUUAAAUUUACAAAUAUUGGGGACGAUAUUUUACUUGGAGCAGUGAAUUACUAAAGAAGUCAGAAGAGAGUAAACUGAAGGUUGAGAUAGAAACUUGGGUUUACCUGUACUCAGACUUGACUGCCCUGGCGGAGAGACUGGACGAACUGUUUACUGUGGCCAGUAGUCGUCUGCUGCCUGCAGUCUCUCAGACCACGCGGGACCAACUACACAAGUGCAUGGAUGAGUGGAAAGAGAAGUUGAAAUCACAACUUGGACCAGUAAGUGGGCGUCUAGUGCGAUCUGUAAGCGUAGGGAGUGUGGCAGCAUUGAGACAGGUGAGCGAGGUGCCACGACUGUACCGCCGCACCAACCGAGAUCCUCCCACCAGAAGUCUGCCAUACAUAGAUUCUAUGUUGGAGGCUCCCUUGGCCUUCCACUUAAAGCAUCAGUCACACCCUCACACCUUGUUGUGGCUACAGAGUAUAUUCUCAGACAUCACAGAUCAAUAUUAUGUUGCGGUUAUGGGUGUUUUAACAUCCGUCCAGAAAACAGAAGAGAGUUUAAGAAGAUUGAAAAAAAUUAGAGAUAAGUCAAUAGCCACUGGUUCAGCCCCUGACAGAGGGGGUGAUGAUGAUAAAAUAAGAAUGCAACUGUAUUUUGAUGCAAAUUAUUACUGCAAGAAGAUAGAAGAGCUGGGAAUAAAAAAAGAAAAUGUUGAUCAUCUGAAGGAUCUACUAAAAUUAGUUGAAACACUGCACAAUAAAAAUGGAUUGAAGUAGUAAUAGUUUUUGCUAAUUAAUUCCUGCUUUAACAAUAUACCAUUUGUACAGUAAGUUUAAAACAAAAUGGGGAUACAACUUGCUCACAAGUGUUCACAUUCUCUACAGCCUCGAUGAUUUAUUAUUUAAUUUUAGUCAAAAGUGAUUAUGUCUUCGUGAGUUUCACUAAGUGGAAGUUUCACAUGUUAUAGUGAUAUCAAGUGCCUCUUGUAAUAUUAGUUGGCUGUAUAAGAACGCAUCUUAGUAUUCUUUGAUUAUUUUUAUUUCCCUCGUCUUUAUAUUAUUAUAACAAUAUUUUAUUUAUUCACAAGUCUGGCUUUUACUCUUAAAUUAAACAUUUUAUUAUUUAAGGAUCAGUAAUUUAUCAGGAGACUAUCAAUAUGCCAACACUUUAUCAACCUUCAUACAGCUUUUGUUGAAUUAAUCCUUUUAACCCAUCAUUUUAUUUCAUGCAUUUGCCAAAUUUCUAGGUAAAAAUGGUUCAUAGUGUAGAGGUGAGAAAAAUACAUAUAAUUUUCUUAUUUUUGUAUGAUAAUUUUGAUUUCAUUUUUAAAUAAGUGUACUUUAAGUAGAAUAACCAGACAAAUAAUUUUACAUAAGUUCAAAUUUAAAAAAUUAUAAAUGUCUGUAAACAGUCUUGUUUUAAGAUGUAUUUUUGAGUUUUGACAUUUAUGUAAGGUAGAAAAAAUAUGGCAUGCAUUAGAAUGUACUUUAUGAAUACACAAGGUAUAGCCAAUUAAUUGUAUUGCUUUGUAAUUUUUUUACACAAUUUCUCAAAUAUAUAACUAUAAUACUAUAGUCUACAUACUUUUUUAAUUCCAAAACAUUGUAUUGUAAAAUAACACUGAAACAUGUUAUAUUUCUGAGAAAAUACAUGCUUACAUCAUGUGAUGGCUAACACCAACAACUAAACUGCUCUCACACAGAUACAAUGCCAGUUGCAAGGUUUGUGGUUUUCGCAUGUAGCUGAUUUCUUGUCUAAUUUCUUAGCCUGGUUGCAUUCGACAUUUUACAAGCCAGUUACAUUCAAAUAUAGAGAAUUUCGAUAUAAUUGACAUUGGGGUUUUUUAUUAGACCAUCUCUGUCUGAUAUAUCCAACUCUGGGGCUAAAAGGAUUAACUCAUUGUUCACUGAAAAAGAACUGUGUACGAGAUACUUUAUCAUGCAACGUUAUUCUUUUGCUUUUUAAUAUUGUUGUGUUGCAUAUAAAUAGUGAAAAAACUUUAAUCUAAAUAUUAGUGCCUACAUUUAUUUUGUUCUUCUAUUUUGAAUAUGUUAUGUUGACAACAAGGUUUUUGUUUUUUUUACAAUAAAUGGUAAGCUCUGCUAGCAUUAGUGUUGUAUAAACCUGUGUUGCUUGAAUUUGUUUACAAGAUAUCUUUCAUUGUAUAAACACCACCAAUUAAUAUUAGAUGGUUAUUUAAUAUAAUUUUAUAAAUUGUAUUUUCAUUUCUAAUGUUUAGAACAGAGCCAGGCAAUAAGGCAAUGAUAAUGUGCUGAUAUAGGAGUAAGCUAUUCAUGGUGUGGGAGUAGUGUAACUGUGAUGUAGACCUGUAAACUGAUCUUUGGAAAUGAUUUAUAAAAAAAUAACUAGUUCACAACAGGUUGAUAUUUGUACAUAUUUUGGAAAUGUCCAAAUUGUCGUAAAUGGUGGAUCACAAAAUUUAUUUUGUUAGCAAACUAUAGGCAAGUAUCUAUAGUAUGAAAUCUUUUUUGGAAAUUUAAAUACUGUUCAAAUUUAUCAGUUAUUAAAAUUCUCAAUUAUUUCCAAUUAUAAAAUACAGUACUAUUCACUGUAUUUUAUAAAUAACAAUUUUUAAUUAAUUAAUUAGAGCAGUGUUUGUAGUUUCCUGAAUAUUUGGUGAUUUAAAGACAAUAGUAUCAGUGUUUAUGACAAUUUUAAUUUAUGUCAAUAGUACAUAAAACCUACCUGGUAAAUUAAAAAUCUAAUUGAAAUGCCAAAAGAAUCCAAACUUGUUGGACAUUAACAACAAUUUCAGAAUUCUCAUCAUAUUAUACAGUAGCAACACCAUGAUGGCACCUUUAAGUCUUGGAAGGAUUGAUUUUUAUUUAAUUUAUAAAUGUCAUUAAUGUUAUUGUGGCUUUGUAUAACUGAUAUUUGUCAAGUAUUUUGCCAUCAACUCAUUUGAUAAUGGAAUAUUGUCGUCAGUUCUUAUACAGAUAUAAUUUAUUAGUCAUAAUAUAUUUCUCAUUGUAGUGGGUUUUUGUAUUUCCUUGAAAUCAUCAGGUUAUUGUAUUAUGUGAUAUUUAUUCAAUUAGUGUUGUGUUUGUUGCCCUGUUUAUUUUAUACUGAUACUUAAACUUUCAACAGUUUCAACUUUCUGAAUAAACAAAUAUUAUGUUAAUUACUUAAUUUUUUGUCCACAGAGCUACAGCCAAAAAAUAUGGCAGACAAAAUUAUUGUAAAAGUAUUAACAGUUUAUGUUAUUCAUAAUAGUUUGCAGUAAAUCAUAAAUUUGUAGUAAUAAUGAUGGGAAUGGUUAAUUUAUUGUGAAUAUAUUGAGUUAAGCUCCAUUUUACAUUUUGCUUAGUGCAGCAUUUGAAUGAAAUAUGACUUUUUGUGAAUCGUUUUAGGUAGAAGUGCAUUUCAGAUUCCAGGAGUUUAUGUACCAUUGUCAGGAAUCAGAUGCUGCACUAAACAGAAGGCGAAAUAGAGCUAAUCUCAAUAUUAACAUCUCUGUAUUGUUGUAGAUGUUUAGGUCAAAUUUAGAGUAGCCUAAUGCGUUCAUAAUUAAUGUUUUUGUGAGUUUUGUCAACUAUUCAGAAGUAGCAAUUUGUUAUUCUUCCUAUAUGUGAUUUACAAGUUUUUGAAUUGCCUAGUUUGUUAUCUGGUUUUGUUUAAAGGAAAAAUAUAUUUCCUGGCCACUAAUUUAAAUAUGGGAUUUUACAGGCAUAAUCAUUUUAACAAGAACAGUCAUAGGGUUAGUAAUCUUUAACUAAAAAUCAUAAUUAUAUCAUUAUCAUAAUUAAAUCAUAAUCACUUAAAACACUCAUUGUUAAAGUAGUCCUUUAUUAUUGAUUUCCAAAUAUUUAUUUUAAUUGCUGUGUUAUAAAUGAGUAUUGAGAGCAAAUAUUCUAGUUUGUAAGUAGGCCUACAUAUUGUAUAACAUGUAUAGUGUAAGAUAUGUACAUAAUACGAGUAAGAACAUAUAUUAUUAACAAUUUUCAUUUUGUUUGUAUAAAUAAUGAAUAAACAUUAUAGAUCUA
Molecule: messenger RNA, 4068 nt
Organism: Homalodisca vitripennis (glassy-winged sharpshooter)
Lineage: Eukaryota; Metazoa; Arthropoda; Insecta; Hemiptera; Cicadellidae
Product: conserved oligomeric Golgi complex subunit 2-like
Exons: 5
Coding region: 298-840 (180 amino acids)
Biological process (GO): intra-Golgi vesicle-mediated transport; protein transport; Golgi organization
Cellular component (GO): COG complex; membrane
Source: RefSeq, a predicted model, not a curated record